Messenger RNA from Xenopus tropicalis (tropical clawed frog), 5834 nucleotides. It is a transcript of the gene acap3, whose product is annotated as ArfGAP with coiled-coil, ankyrin repeat and PH domains 3. Gene Ontology annotation, molecular function: GTPase activator activity. Gene Ontology annotation, cellular component: endosome membrane; cytoplasm. The record is from RefSeq and is a predicted model, not a curated record. NCBI's taxonomy places the organism in Eukaryota, Metazoa, Chordata, Amphibia, Anura, Pipidae. The transcript is spliced from 24 exons. The coding region runs from base 442 to 2934 and encodes 830 amino acids.
ACAUAUGACAGGCUGCAGUCAGGCAGUUUGCAGACGCUCCCUAGGUGUGACAGGCUGGGCUGCCUCCUAGUAGCCGGCAGUAGGAGUCACGCUUGAAGCCCGGGAGGGAUUACAGGCUGCGGCGCAUAGGGGAGAGGAUAUCCCGGCGCAUCGCACAAUCUGCUGAGCUUUGGCAGAGACGAGCUGUGAUUUGUACGUCCCAAAGACACUGAGAGCUGCUGGGUUUGGAUGGAUACCUAGCUCCGCAUCUGGGAUUGUUUCUUCCUAUGCAAAUACUCUUCUGCUGGAAUCCUCCUUCUCUAGGACCCCGGUGCAUCCUGCUGCAGCGCCCCGCUCGUCAUCCCCGGACUCUCGGAUUCCCCCAUCGCGAUCUCUAGGGGAAGAGUGGGGGGCACCAUACUGCCUGCGAUGCACUGAGGUCGGGAGGGGGGAGCCGCAAACAUGACGGUGGAUUUUGAAGAGUGCAUCAAGGAUUCACCCCGCUUUCGGGCAGCGAUAGACGAGGUGGAAACAGAUGUGGUGGAAAUUGAAGCCAAACUUGACAAGUUGGUGAAACUAUGCAGCAGUAUGCUAGAAGCUGGCAAAACCUACCUUACAACCAACAAGCACUUUGUAAGUGGCAUCCGAGACUUAUCACAACAGUGCAAGAAAGAUGAGAUGAUCUCGGAAUGCCUGGACAAAUUUGGAGACAGCCUGCAAGAGAUGGUGAACUAUCACAUGAUCCUGUUUGAUCAGGCCCAGAGGUCUGUACGGCAGCAGCUGCACAUGUUUGUCAAAGAUGACGUGAGGAAGUUUAAGGAAUCCAAGAAGCAGUUUGAUAAGGUGAGAGAGGACCUGGACAUUGCACUGGUAAAGAAUGCACAAGCACCACGCCACAAACCGCAUGAAGUGGAAGAGGCCAGUAGUACGCUGACCAUAACAAGGAAAUGCUUCCGGCACCUUGCACUUGACUAUGUAUUACAGAUCAAUGUCUUGCAAGCCAAAAAGAAGUUUGAAAUCCUAGAUGCAAUGUUGUCAUUCAUGCAUGCCCAGUACACCUUCUUCCAGCAAGGAUACAGCCUACUAAAUGAGCUGAAUCCCUAUAUGAAACAACUCGCCUCAGAGUUGGAUCAACUGGUGAUUGACUCUGCUGUGGAAAAGAGAGAGAUGGAGCACAAACACGCGACCAUUCAGCAAAGGACACUUCUUCAGGACUUUUCCUAUGAUGACUCCAAGGCUGAUUUUAAUGUUGAUGCUCCUAAUGGAGUUGUAAUGGAAGGAUAUCUCUUCAAGAGGGCCAGCAAUGCAUUUAAAACGUGGAACCGGAGAUGGUUCUCCAUCCAGAACAGCCAGCUGGUUUAUCAGAAGAAGCUGAAGGAUGUUCUGACUGUGGUGGUGGAGGAUCUGCGACUAUGCACUGUGAAGCCUUGUGAAGAUAUAGAAAGGCGGUUUUGCUUUGAGGUUGUCUCACCUUCCAAGAGCUGCAUGCUUCAGGCUGACUCUGAGAAGCUCCGACAAUCAUGGAUCCAGGCGGUGCAAGCAAGUAUUGCCUCUGCGUAUCGGGAGACUCCAGAUAACUAUUAUAUUGAGCGACUUGAUAGAACGGCUUCCCCUUCAACUAGCAGCAUUGACUCAGCCAGUGAUUCUCGGGAGCGCAGUGUGAAAGGAGAGAGCAUUCUGCAGAGAGUGCAGAGCAUAGCAGGGAAUGACCAGUGCUGUGACUGUGGACAGACUGAUCCUCGAUGGGCCAGUAUUAAUCUGGGCAUCACACUUUGCAUUGAGUGCUCUGGAAUUCACAGGAGUCUUGGUGUGCACUUCUCCAAAGUCCGUUCCUUGACUUUGGAUUCCUGGGAACCAGAAUUAUUGAAGCUGAUGUGUGAAUUAGGAAACAGCACAAUAAACCAGAUCUACGAGGCAAAAUGUGAGCACUUAGGCCUCAAAAAGCCAACAUCAGGGUGUUCUCGGCAGGACAAAGAGAUUUGGAUAAAGGCCAAAUACGUAGAGAAGAAGUUUUUGAAGAGGUUAGGGGCUGUGGAAGUAGAAAAUGACAGGAAACCACAAAGAUGGAGUGUGAAGAAAUGCCACCGUAACAACAGCACCACCAAAGUGCCCUCUACCCGCAGGAAAUACCGACAUGAGAUGGGAAGCGCUUCUCCAGCCAUGCUUUCUUCAGCCGCAACUCUGGAGAGGAAGUUCCGACGGGAUUCUCUGUUCUGCCCAGAUGAGCUGGACUCUUUGUUUUCUUACUUUGAUACAGGAUCUGGGCCACGCAGUUUGAGCAGUGACAGUGGGCUAGGUGGUAGCACAGAUGGCAGCAACGACAUUCUGGUAUUUGGAGCUGUGGUGGACAGUGUCACAGAGGAAGAGUGUGAGGUUUCAGAAGACUCAAGUGGAGAAGUAGAGACUGAACAGGAGCCAUCAGAUCCAGAAGAUCUACGGGAACUACAUCCAGGCCUGCUUAUGUUCAGGGCGUCACGCACCAGAAACCUUCCAGUAAUGGCAGAAGCUCUGGCUAAUGGGGCCAAUGUGAACUGGGUUAAUGAUGAGGAUGAAAGCAAGACUCCCCUUAUCCAAGCUGUUAUAGGGGGGUCCCUCAUUGCUUGUGAGUUCUUGCUACAGAAUGGAGCAGAUGUAAACCAAACUGACAUGAGAGGAAGGGCACCUAUUCACCAUGCCACAUAUCUAGGACAUACCGGUCAGGUCUGUUUGUUCCUGAAACGAGGAGCCAAUCAGCAUGCAGUAGAUGAGGAUGGACAAGAUCCGCUGAGUAUUGCUGUGCAGGCAGCCAACGCAGAUAUUGUUACAUUGCUUCGACUUGCUCGGAUGAAUGAAGAGAUGAGGGAAGCAGAAGGACCAUUCGGACAACCAGGUCAAUAUCCCAGCAACAGUCCAACUGAGCAGCAGUACAGAAAGUGCAUCCAGGAAUUCAUCUGCCUUAAUAUAGAUGAGUGUUAGAGUCACAUACACAAACUGAAUGGGGUGCAGCUGAUCCCUACUUUUGAACUUUUACAACACUAGCUGGUCUUGGCAUCCUUUUGGAAACCUGCAUGGGGAUGGUCUUCUACCACCAAGGGAGGGAAGGAUUACAUGUGGACCAGGGGCACAAUUAAACCAAAAUAUUUAAGGGAUGUGGACCAGUUUUUUUUCUGUCCUCAUCACUGCCCCAGAAAAAGUAAAGAUGUGAUGAUAUUUGCAUAUUUUAUGUACUGUUUAGCACUUUUAUGAACUGUGAUUAUAAUAAGCUUUUACAUUACCAAGAUUUGGGUGGGCACAAGGGGGUUAGAUGCAUAGACUGUGGUUCAUAUGCCUCUCCAGUGCCUGACUGAAUUAUUAGUAUGUCUUUGUGCAAGCAACUGCCAGCUGAACACUGUAAAAAGUAUACAUACAGAGCAUAGCUGUUCAGGGAAGCUUAAUGAUACCAAGGUCCUUGAGUGUGUCAGCUGCUUAGGUUAUUCAAUUCUUGUCUUGCUGCAUUGGCAGCCAGAAAUUAGAGCCCUUCUUCCAUGAAUGACAAAUAGAGUGUGGAACUCUGCAGUAGUCUAUAGGCCAAAUCUGAGUGGAUAGUUUUGCUGUAAUGCUGCACGGUGUCCUUUGAUGGCCACUUUUUAAAGCACUUUGCUAUAUUGACAUUUGCUUAUACCUGGUGCUGUUUAAAGACUUCAGAUCAGCCGGCUUCCCUUACUCUUCUCCAGCUAUGUGUCUCACAUCCUUCACUGAAAGGUUAUGGCUGAAAAGAAGAACUUGCACUGAAAUUUGAUCUCUUACUUAGAGCAUCUCCUUAAUUGUGGAGUUUGCUGUCCAGCUGUAGCACAAAGUCACACUAAGUGCUCUUUUAAUCUGUGACUGGUAGUCAGUGGCCCCUGAUGGCUAUAUUGUCUAGCUGACUAAUGUCACAGAAAUGUUCUGUUAUCAGUGCAAGUUCCCAUGCUUUAGUAGUGAGGGUUAUAAAGGACCUGUGUCUAUAAUCUCUGUCCUCCUUGUGGGGCAAACAAGCGCACUAACUAAACAUGAGGGAAGCCACUACCAUCUACUCUAUUUGUACCAGAACAGGUACAAAGAAGGGGUCUUUACUCUUCACCCAAUCCUGUAAAGCACCACACCAACUGGGUUUUGGUGUCAGAAUAAUCUAUAUUUCAGUACUACCACUUGUGAUUGAAAUAAUUUUCCUACCAGUAUAUGGUUAAUUUACAGAGGCAUCUCCCAUGAAUCCAUGUCAAUCUAGUGCUAUGCAAUUCCAUUGUAUAAAGAGAUCAGAAAGUCAGGGACACACAGACCGGACUGUUAAAUAGUUGGGUAUUAGUAUUCACCAAGACCUGAUCUUGUCACCCAGUAUUCCAUUUACAUUUGCUUAGUCUACAAUUAAUUCAUUCAUUUUCUUUGUGAUAUUCAGUCAUAUGGUUAAAUCAGAUUUUGUUAUAGGGUCUCCCAUCCUCUAAAGCUGAUAUUUUACGGUCAUUUCCUUGGAUAAAGAUGGACUAUUAUAUUCUAUACCUUGCAUCAUGAUUGAAGCCACAUAACCUCUGAUGGGCUUAUUUGAGCCUGGGUAAACAAAUAUGCACCUUAUGACCAGACCUUGCUAACUUGCUUCCAAGGUGAAGCAGGGAGCUAACACUUUUUCAGAAAAGCACAGUGAAAAUUUAGUCUUAAGAAAACGGUUAUUCUCAUUCUAUUGCUAGUUACAGAGCAUGCAAUAAAUUCUUAUUCAUCUGAUCACCAAAUAAUUAAGUGGGAAUGGCAGCCAUAUUUCUAUUAGUCUCCAAAGGCCUGUAAAAUACAUAAAGAAGCUCCAUAUCAUUGCAAGGAUCACUGUAGAAAGCACUGAGGAAAUCGCUAGGGUAGACUUCUGCUAGUAAACAUCCAGAACUCAUGGAUCUUUAAUCCACCACCUGCUCAUUUCCUACACCAGACUGCACUGCCAGACAGAAGCAGGGGCUUCACAAACUAACUAUAGACCAACAGGAAUCCCAAUAAAUAGGGAAAAGGUGCUAUCUUUAUUUGGAGGACUAAACCUUUGGCCAUUUUGCUGUUUUCAGUCCUCCUUGUGAUUUCUUACAAGGAGUUUACAGUAUACUCUAUUUGUAGUAUAUUCUUUGGCAGGUCAGCAGUAGUCACCUAAGAAUAGCUAGCGACGGUCUCUAACCACAGUCAGACAUGCAAUGCAGCCUAUAAAGUUAGGAUUCUUCUCUUCCUGCUGAAUAGGAAGGGCCACUUUCUUCAGUAGUGAUAGGCUAAAUCAUUUCUGGUAAAAGCUGUACAUUUAUGUAAAGGAAAUAAAAUACUCGUGCACUUUUCCUCCUUCCAGUAUUGGAGAUAUACACACAUAUAUAUAUGUAUAUGUUUUGUUUGUGUAAAUGUGGUUUUGUAUGUGACUUUAUUUUGUACUGUUUCCCUUUUUUUCAACAGUGAAAGUGUUAUAUUCUGUUUUGAUAAUUAAUUUAUUAUCGUUUAUGCCAAGCAAAGCAGUGCAUGGCACAUUGGCUGAGACAUUGUCUACACCAAGUGACAGUCAGGCCUCACUUACCUGAAUUUCUAAGGAAUAUGGGGCAUAUUUUAGCAUUUCCUUCUCCACCAUACCAUAUUAUUUGCAAUGAACUGUAGAGUAAUGGCUCUGUGGCCUCCAUAUGUUUACACUGCUUUGGUGGCUUUUUUUGUAAAAUCAAACUUUCUCAUUCUGUUUAUUAUAUUUUAGGUAUAUAUAAAGCAUCCAUUUGGCAAAUGGAAUGUUUGUUUUUCUUUUGUAUGGAAAUCUUUAAUGAAUUGUAGACAGGCUUUUUUCUAGAGGCUCUUUUGAAAAUGGAUGUUUUUUUUAUAACCAAUGUACCAAUGAACAAAAAAAACGAGUCUUUUAACUUCUG